UUCUAUUGCCCCAUUAUGUUGGACCACUGCUCAAUAUCUCAUAAAGGAGGAAUAGUCUUAUGGUCUCGCUCCUUCACUCCUGAUGCAUCCCAACUAGCCUCUUCUUCCGAAUCCCCCGUAAAUUCUCUAAUUCGCGAAGCCCUGAUCGAAGGACGAACGUCAGAGGAGAAAUAUGAAAAGGGCAGCUAUGCCGUCAAAUGGACGUUCGUUAAUGAGUUGGAAUUAAUAUUCGUGGUUGCGUACCAGCGUAUCUUGCAAUUGACUUAUGUGGAUGAGCUCCUAUCCGCCCUCAAAACUCUUUUCGUGAAAUUAUUCCAGCCGAUAAUAACAACCUUUGUAGCUUCACUACACGCAGUCAAUUCUGGGCAAGUCGUAGCCAAGGACGCUAUUACACCGUUCAACUUCGCCACCGCGUUUGAAGGCUGGAAUAAAGUGUUUGACAAAGUGUUAAAAAGUUUUGAAGAUAAAGCUGCACAGGAGCGCCAGCAAAGGUUGAGGAACGUUAACCGAACUCAACCUAUCAUAAACUCGACUCCACCCUCAGACGAUCCUGAUAUUGUGUCAUCUGAUACUCCGCAGGACGAACAAACAAUAGCACGCAACGUUCAGGCACUCAAAAAUCGUUUGCGGGGGCGGGGCGGUAGACGUGGAGGACGUGGAGGACGGACGGUUUCGGAUACCGGAAGUGGCAGAGAUAGCACCCCCACCUCCGACUCCGAGUUCCCGUCGAAGAAAAAGACUAGAACGAAAGCUCAGCGUAAAUGGGGUGAUGAAGCCCCAUCAGAGUCCGAUAUGGCUUCGCUUGACUUUAGUUUGGACAAAGCGACAUCGCCAGAUGAUCUAAAUUCCCGUGAUCUCCAAGCCUUGGUAGAUCAAGCAUCGCUUGGAACCUGUAACCGUGAUGGACUCUAUGAAGUGAAAGACUGGGAGUUCUCGAGAGAUUCAGCUGGAAUGGAUGACACCGAUAAUGUAAUAUCACGCGCACUGCAAUCCACCGAGAAGGCGUCAUCUUCCACGUCUGGGUCAUUUGGAGCUUUGAGCUCCCUUUUUACAAGAUUAACGGGAUCGAAAAUUUUGACAGAGCAAGACCUCAAGCCCGUGCUGGAAGGAAUGAAGCAGCACCUGAUGAAGAAGAACGUUGCGAAAGAGAUUGCAGAUAAAGUAUGUGAAGCGGUCGGUGAGAGCUUAGUCGGAAAGAAAGUCGGAGGAUUCCAGAGCAUAAAUUCUGCCGUUCAGGUCGCCCUAUCGACUUCCUUGACUCGGAUACUCACGCCGAAGACUUCAACAGAUUUACUACUCUCGAUUCGGAAUAAGCUCUCGUCGCCGCUCGCGUCUACUCAACAGCGCAUGCCUUACACCAUCACCUUUGUCGGUGUGAAUGGCGUUGGAAAAAGUACAAAUCUGGCUAAAGUAUGCUUUUGGCUUAUUCAAAAUGACCUUCGCGUUAUGAUCGCCGCUUGCGACACUUUCCGGAGUGGCGCCGUGGAACAAUUACGAGUUCAUGCUCGGAAUCUCAGCAUGCUGGGCGUCAAUGAUGCAGGUGACAGCAAAAGUAAAGUAGAACUCUUCGAGCGUGGAUAUGGGAAGGAUGCUGCUGCCAUUGCCAGGGAAGCCAUCUCUUAUGCUCGCGAUAACGACUUCGACGUGGUCUUGAUCGACACUGCGGGGCGAAUGCAGGAUAAUGAACCUCUCAUGAGAGCCCUUGCGAAACUAGUUGCAGUAAACAACCCAGACAAGAUUCUAUUCGUGGGAGAAGCCCUUGUUGGGAAUGAAGCGGUUGAUCAGUUGACCAAAUUUGAUCGUGCUCUCCGCGACUUUUCUGCAACUUCGGGAUCUGGAAAGGAAAGAGGAAUAGACGGCAUGUUAGUCACGAAGUGGGAUACUGUGGAUGAUAAGGUCGGAGCUGCGCUCUCGAUGACAUACGUGACAGGACAGCCCAUCAUCUUCGUUGGUUGUGGUCAGACUUAUACCGACUUACGACAAUUAAGGGUUAGCAAUGUAGUACAAGCCAUUUUAAGUGAUUAAGGAUUAGCUCGUGCCGGG
Messenger RNA from Marasmius oreades (fairy-ring Marasmius), 2043 nucleotides. RefSeq lists its product as uncharacterized. The transcript is spliced from 12 exons. Bases 16 to 2025 code for a protein of 669 amino acids. Gene Ontology annotation, biological process: SRP-dependent cotranslational protein targeting to membrane. Gene Ontology annotation, cellular component: signal recognition particle receptor complex; endoplasmic reticulum membrane. Gene Ontology annotation, molecular function: GTP binding; GTPase activity; signal recognition particle binding. Lineage: Eukaryota; Fungi; Basidiomycota; Agaricomycetes; Agaricales; Marasmiaceae. The record is from RefSeq and is a predicted model, not a curated record.